Messenger RNA from Linum tenue, 1970 nucleotides. The record is from the annotation of a GenBank genome assembly. NCBI's taxonomy places the organism in Eukaryota, Viridiplantae, Streptophyta, Magnoliopsida, Malpighiales, Linaceae.
CAAGGUCUUGAAAGUUGGAAAAAAGUAGUCUAUAAAUACGCGUAGAUUAUGGGUACCAAUUGGUGAUUAGUCACAAAGGAUUAAAAACAGAAAAUAAUAAAAAAUAAGAAACGAAAAGAGCGACUUCACGUUUUCCAUUUCCAAAAAUCCCCACACUCUCUCUCUUCUCUCAUUUUUUUCUUUCCCCCUCUCCCUCUAGCUCUCAUACCUCAGCUAACCAUCGCCACAGCCGCCGCUUCCCCUCUCUUUCGUCUCGAAUUCACCUGUGAAAGGAAACCGCAAGAUUCCGCCUUAAAUUCCCUCGGUUGAGACCUAAUCCAGACGCCGCCGAGCUAUGGAGAGAGAUUUCAUGGGGUUGGGAUCGCAGCACCUGAUGAAGGAGGAGACUCCUGCAGACUCCUCCGCCGCCAAGGAUUCCGUGACAAUGAGGAACUCUGGAGGAGCUCAGUGGUCAUUUUCUUCCCACAAGGUUUCUGCUGUUCCCCAGUUCUUGUCAUUUCAGACUGCUCCUGAAGACAAACCAAGGAAAAGUGUUUUUGAUCCAGUUGCCUCGUCGAGCUUCAUGUCUAUCUCAAAUGCUGAUACUUUUGACUCCGGCAACAAAAGGGGCUCUGCCUCCUUCAUGCAGAAAAAUUGGAUGCUUGAUAAAGAAGCCGGAAGCCAUCAUCGCACAAUGGCAGCUCGUCCAGUGCAACAACAUAAUAUUGAUGCAUUCCCUGUGGGAUCCACCAGGGAUAUUAGAAUGUUCCCUCUGUCCAACGGACACCAAAUUCAGCCGGUUCCUCUUUCUUUGGGCACUCCUGUUCUGCCGUCCCAUUUUGCUUCCGCUUCACAUAGUGGGUUUGGAAACUCGGUCUCCAUACAACCACUUGGUGGAGUUCCAAUCACAAUACCUAUUCCUGUCGUUCCAGCCACAACAAGCUCUGUCAUUGGUACUACUGACCUCCGGAACACCCCCAAGUUCUCUGGCUCCUCUGCCCAGUUAACCAUAUUUUAUGCUGGUUCUGUUUGUGUGUAUGAUGAAGUCUCCCCUGAACAGGCACAGGCUGUUAUGUCAAUGGCUAGAAGAAGUGGGUCAUCUCCAUCGCGUAGUAAUAGGCCGGUUUCAUCCAGAACUGCUCAAAUGCAGCCUGCUAUCCAAACCUCCCUUUCUCUGGAUCAUCAUUUUGCAGCAAACAAAUUCAGUAAAACACCCCCAGGGUCAAGCAUGCCGAGUCCCAUUUCUGUAAGCUCGAGUACCAGCAGUGAAUCCGGAACAGCCAGAUCUCUAGUGACGUCAUCUAGCAUCCAUGUCGAGUCAUCUUCGAUCCCAACUAGUUCCUGCGCAGGACCUGCUCCCAUUGCAGGACUGCCUCAGCAGGUUCGUAUACCCCAGGCUCGGAAAGCAUCGUUGGCUCGGUUUUUGGAGAAGCGCAAGGAAAGGGUAUCGAGUGCAUCGCCUUAUGCCGCAAGUAAGAACUCUUCGGAAGGGGAUGUGUGUGCGUGAAGAUGAAAGGUUCAUCAUCAGUCCAAGAGACCCCAACUUGCAAAGUCUUAAGAUAAAUUGGCACGUCGAAAUUAACGUUUUGUUACGGGCCAACAGAUUUUCCUUGAAAGUUUGAAGUUGUUAAAGUUGUUCUUUUUUGUUUACGAGAUUGUCAGGCAUUCAGCUCCAUUCUUUUUCGGCCUAUAUAUAUAUAGAGAGAGAUAUAUAUAUAGUGGGUAAAGAUUUAGAUAUGUUGUCGUCGAUGAUGUUUCGACGUAGUCGUAGGUAUGAAUCGAAUCGUUGUUCUUAUAUAUGUAGAGAGCUGAUCACUUGGAAUCAAAGUCAUCCUUUUGUACGGCCUGCCCGAUGCCCGAUGGACCUAUAAUGUUGAUUACUUCCCUAUGUCGUAAAAUUAUGGAAUUGGUAUUUAUAUUAAGUUGUUCUCCAAGCUUUAUUUCUUUUUGUAAUUGCGAUCAUUGCAACUGCAAUAGCACUUUGCUUCUAC